Molecule: messenger RNA, 3022 nt
Organism: Liolophura sinensis
Lineage: Eukaryota; Metazoa; Mollusca; Polyplacophora; Chitonida; Chitonidae
Product: solute carrier family 13 member 2-like
Exons: 15
Coding region: 181-2091 (636 amino acids)
Biological process (GO): transmembrane transport
Cellular component (GO): plasma membrane
Molecular function (GO): transmembrane transporter activity
Source: RefSeq, a predicted model, not a curated record
AGUCCGCGUUUUCCCACUGUUUAAGCCAGAAGCAUGUUGUAUAUAGGUACAUAUAUGUAAGCACUUCUGUACAGUGUUCUGUAUUACAGCGUGAUAGUCUGUGAGUGACAGGCUAACUGGUCCUACCUAACCUACGUUCUCCAGGUUGAUGUGUCGGUCGUAGUCAUCCCGCUACCCAUCAUGGCGGAGGAGAGCAGAUGGAGGACGGUCGUUCAGGACCUCUGGUAUCUCCGAGCACCCAUUGUCAUCGUCUUCACGCCCCUGGUGCUGUUACCCAUUCUACUUACCAUCCAGACAUCAGAAGCCAGCUGUGCGUUCGUGGUGUUGCUGAUGGCCGUGUACUGGACAUCAGAGAUGAUCCCUCUUGCGGCCACUGCUCUUCUGCCGGCCAUCCUCUUCCCGCUGCUGGGAGUGAUGAGCGCUGGGGACGUCUGCAGAAACUAUAUCAAGGACACAUCUAUGCUGUAUUUGGGUGGAUUAUUGGUGGCAAUUGCAAUAGAGAAGCUGAAUCUUCACAAAAGAAUCGCCUUGCGCGUUUUGAUGGUUUUUGGGGCUGAUCCUAAAUGGUUAGUAAUGGGUAUGAUGCUACCCACGUGGCUCUUGUCCAUGUGGAUCAGUAACACGGCAACUUCCGCUAUGAUGGUGCCUAUCGCCAGUGCUGUCCUCAUGGAGCUGCGUGCCAACCAAAGCUCAGUCAGGGGUACCGCUUUAGAUCCCGAAGUUAACAAUACGCUUUUGGGUGAAGUCCAGGGUACGAAUGCAGACACUGAACUUCAGAAGUCCGGGAAUAACUCCGAUACUGAAAAAACGCAGGAGAAAUCUGACAAUUAUGGGACUUUCGUAAUAUCUAACAACUUGCUAGCGUCGCAUGAGAACUCAACAGUGUCCAACAACUCACGCGGAAACAACGCAUCUUGUGAGACUAUCAGGAUAGGCGUGAGACAGAACACUUCCAAUGCGACUUCAGGCUCCUUGACCCCUGAAGACGAGGAAUACCCAAGGCUCUGUAAGGCGAUGAUGUUAUCGAUAGCUUAUGCCGCCAAUGUCGGAGGGUUGGCCACUCUGACUGGGACGCCACCAAACCUCGUUCUCCAAGGGCAGGCUGACAUAGUAUUUAAGAAGUACGGUUCCCAAUCGCCCAUCACCUACACAAACUGGAUGAUCUUCGCUUUGCCGUUGUCAAUCCUCUGUUUCUUCUGCACCUGGAUCUGGAUAUUGCUUUUCUUUCUUCGCAAAAGGUUCUGGCGCAAAGUCUCAGUGGACCAAAGACAAAAGGUCAAAAGGAUCAUACGUGGAGAGUAUCAGAAGCUUGGGACAAUGACGUCUGCCGAGAUCACAGUCCUUGUGCUAUUCAUCUUGCUCGCUCUUCUCUGGUUAACGAGAAAUCCCGUCUUUAUCCCGGGAUGGGGAGCACUCUUCAAGGACGGAUAUGUCAAAGAUUCAACUCCAGCCAUGUUUGUUGCUCUGCUUCUCUUCAUCCUCCCCAACCAGUUUCCCAGAGUCCUUUUCUGCAGAAAAUCACGAGGUCGUCCAGAAGCUGACUAUUCUCCUAUACUAGACUGGAACACAGUUACCCAGAAAAUGCCGUGGGGCAUUAUUCUGUUGUUCGGUGGGGGGUUUGCUCUAGCCGAUGGUUGUCAGAAAUCCGGUUUAUCACGGUGGGUCGGAGAUCAGCUGGCCGGACUAAGUAACCUUGACCCCUGGGUCACAAAUCUCAUCCUAACGUUCAUUGUUGGCAUGGCAACAGAGUUCACCAGUAACCUGGCAACGGCCACUCUACUAUUGCCUAUCUUAGCGGAUUUGGCCCUUGUGUUAGGAUUGAACCCAUUGUAUUUUAUGAUGUCCGCCGUUGUUGCCACUUCCUUUGCCUUUAUGUUGCCUGUUGCUACCCCUCCGAACGCCAUAGUUUUUUCUCAUGGUCACCUCAAGGUCACUGACAUGGCCAGUGCCGGCUUUGUCAUGAACAUUCUAUCUAUUCUUCUACUGAACCUGGCCAUCAACACCUGGGCAAAUGCUUACUUUGAUCUGCAUGUCCAACCCGACAUAUUCCAGGAGUUACCCAACUCCACUCUGUCCACCCCUCCUGUGUAGUCCCGGUGGGGUGAUCCUAUAGGGGCGCGGUUAUGUCAAGGGACGCCAUACGGUAAUUUGAAUUGCUUCGAUGAGAUCAGUGGUUUCGAUGAGAUCAGUGGUUUCGAUGAUAUCGAUGAUUUCGAUGACAUCAAUGAUUUCAAUAACACCGAUGAUUUUGAUGAAAUCAAUGGUUACGAUGACAUCAAUGGUUUCAGUGACUUCAGUGGUGCAGACUCAACUAUGGGCCAUGUUCAUUGCAAGCAAUGUUGUAAUGCCAUGAUGUGUUGGUCAUCACACGACAACAAGGGGAUACUUGAGAUCCAAUAAUAAUGAUGGAUUCAACUAUAAUAAUGGAUGUCAUAAAGUCCGAUAACAAAGAGGGAUUUCGAUCAUGUUGAUGGAUAUAAUGGAGCAAAAAGAAAGUCAGUGGUGAUAUCAUUAUACUGGAUUCAACAGGGAUUCAAGUUUCACAAAUGGAUAUCAUGAAGAGAAAGACAUGCAGUUAUAUUAAAACAUCUGUGAAUAAAAAUUCAUUCGGUGAUAUCAGAAGGUAUGUGUACUAUGAUUGCUGUUGAGCUCUUGUCAAUCCACUGUUGGCGAAAUCAUGCCGGAAGAUUCCGUGAUAACAAAGCCAUACACCCACGGGCUCUAAGGGACCAGUUUAUCACAAGAUGUGUUGAUACGAAGAGAUACAAAAGCAAUCACAUUGUAUAUCAAGCUAUCAAGCUGUAGCUCGUGAAAAUGAUAGGAAUAAUGGAUGUGUUAACACAUUUUUGUGAUAGUUUACCAUUCUAUAGGUCUCCAUUCCUCAUGAUGUCACAAGGUCUAAAUGUCCUCGGUUGUGAGUUCAAGUCCAGCUCAGGCUAGCUCCGUCACCGGUUGUACGCGGGAUGUCUGCCAGCAACCUACGGAUGGACGUCAAGUUUGAAGGGAAACUCAGGUCGAGAAG